Rasamsonia emersonii CBS 393.64 is the source of this 306-nucleotide messenger RNA. RefSeq lists its product as uncharacterized. The transcript has a single exon. The record is from RefSeq and is a predicted model, not a curated record. The annotation marks the transcript as partial. Lineage: Eukaryota; Fungi; Ascomycota; Eurotiomycetes; Eurotiales; Trichocomaceae.
GAACCAACGCUUAUCUCCCCCGAGACUACGCCUCUCCGCCCGAACCUAUGCUUCGUCACCCUUCCUCUCGAUAGCCGGUCUAGAAUCAGAUUGAUGGCAAGGACGCCCGCCUUCUCCAGUCUGUCUUCCCACAGACUGAAAGCUCAGAACAUGCCGGAUUCAAUGAGCGCUGCCAUCCCGCGACCACCAUCACCACCGUCACCACCAUCUCUGCACCGGCCCAAUCACACCCUUGCCAUCGAGAAAUUGCCCGAUCCUGCGAUGGCUGACUCUGCGCCGCCCGAAACCUCAUCUCCUUGCAGCUGA